Prunus armeniaca (apricot) is the source of this 1182-nucleotide messenger RNA. Lineage: Eukaryota; Viridiplantae; Streptophyta; Magnoliopsida; Rosales; Rosaceae. The record is from the annotation of a GenBank genome assembly.
AUGGCAAGAGGCAGAGGAGAGAGAGAAGACUAUGAGAAGAACCCGGGUUUGCUCUCACUCUUGCAAGUUCUCUCAUUCUUGGUUGUUUUGUUGCCGGGGGUCGUUAUAGGAUUAGCAACAAGCGCGCAUAUUAAUCGGCAUUUUGGUUCACAAACUGAGAUUUACUCCUUCAUUAAUCACUUCUCCUCCAAUAAGCCAAAUGAGGAGGAAAAUUGUACCAUUGUGCAAGGUUGCGAGAAGGUUGAUUGUUUGAGCAUGGAGACGUUUCUUCAACCGAAGAAUUUGACACACGAUAUGUCUGAUGAUGAGCUCUUUUGGAGAGCUUCAAUGGUGCCCGGGAAGGAAGACUUUCCAUUCGAGAGAGUGCCUAAAGUGGCUUUCAUGUUUUUGAGUAGAGGACCUUUGCCCCUGAUGCCAUUGUGGGAGAGGUUUUUUCAAGGCCGUGACAAGUUUUUCUCGAUUUACGUGCACGUGCUUCCAGGGUAUAAGCUCAAUGUAUCUAGCACCUCUCCCUUUUAUGGACGCCAAAUUCCCAGUCAGCUUGUUUCAUGGGGAACAGUAACACUAGUUGAUGCAGAGAGGCGCCUUCUAUCCAAUGCCUUGCUUGACUUCUCAAAUCAGCGCUUUGUUCUUCUCUCCGAGAGCUGCAUCCCAGUCUAUAAUUUCCCUACUGUCUACAAGUAUCUCAUUGGCUCUAACCAUAGCUUUGUUGAGUCGUACGAUGAUCCUGGCCGUUAUGGACGUGGUCGUUACAGCCGAAAAAUGCUUCCUGAGAUUGAACUCUAUCAAUGGAGGAAAGGGUCUCAGUGGUUUGAACUUAGCCGUACGUUAGCAAUUUACAUAGUCUCAGAAACAAAGUACUACACCCUCUUCAGCAGGUAUUGCUUGCCUGCUUGCUACCCGGAUGAGCAUUACAUGCCAACUUACUUCAACAUGUUCCAUGGAUCGCUAAACUCAAAUCGGACUGUGACUUGGGUUGACUGGUCGCUGGGAGGUCCACACCCUGCAACAUACGGGGGAGAUAACAUUACAGAAGAUUUUGUACGAUCGAUACGAAACAAUGGAGCACUAUGUCAGUACAAUUCAGAGAUGACAUCUAUUUGUUACCUAUUUGCUAGGAAGUUUGCACCAAGUGCAUUGGAGCCAUUGCUGGAGCUGGCCUCAUCAGUGAUGGAAUUUUGA